Messenger RNA from Ananas comosus (pineapple), 4081 nucleotides. Its product is annotated as protein HSH49. The transcript is spliced from 4 exons. Gene Ontology annotation, molecular function: RNA binding. NCBI's taxonomy places the organism in Eukaryota, Viridiplantae, Streptophyta, Magnoliopsida, Poales, Bromeliaceae. The record is from RefSeq and is a predicted model, not a curated record. Bases 121 to 696 code for a protein of 191 amino acids.
CUUUAGGGAAAUUCGACUUUCGAAUAGGGUUCGUCUCUUCUCUCUCUCUCUCUCUCUCUCUCUCUCUCUCUUCGAUAGAUUGAGGCGGCGCUAGGGUUUCCUCUCUUGGAUCCGGGAUCUAUGGCGCGGAAUCCAUUGUGCACGGUUUAUAUAGGUAAUUUGGAUGAAAAGGUUUCUGAGAGAGUCUUGUAUGAGAUUCUUAUUCAGGUAGGUCGUGUAGUUGACCUACAUAUACCUCGUGAUAAGGAAACUAAUCGCCACAAAGGUUAUGCUUUUGCUGAGUAUGAAACAGAGGAGAUUGCAGACUAUGCUGUUAGGCUUUUUUCGGGCCUUGUUCGUCUUCGUAAUAGAACUCUUAAAUUUGCGAUCUCUGGGAAAGAUAAGCCCACCCAAAAUAGCAAUACUCCUGUAACACCUAGACCGACUGCUCUUUUACCAAAUCCGCAUUUUGUUCAUUCUCGUGACACUGAUGUGUCCCAAGAAACUGCGCAAUCAAUAAUUAAUUUCAGGGCUUCCAAUCACAGUGUUAAUCCUCUUUAUUCUCCAAGUGUUCAGUCUCAAGCUUCGACUGAUGGGUUAUUGGGUAGAGGGUUCAGCAAUGGCAGUUAUGAGUAUACUAGGCGUGUCUUUGGUUCUAUGUUGAAUGAUGUUAGCCGACAAGAUGCAAGGCAAUCAAUUGCAUAUCCUUCAUAUUAACAUAUAUAACUCGACUCCCUGAACAAGGGUAUGUACUGUACAUUUAAUGGUAGUUGGGGGCCUACAGGUUCUUCUUCCUGAUCAUUUAGUAGAUGAUGCUUAUAGGGGUAGAAUCUAUGUUAUGCAGUCCUUUAUCUUGCUUGCUGCACCUUGAUGUUCACCAACAAGGCUUUGUAAAAUAUUUCCAAUAUGUGCAAAAUAUUUCCAAUAUGUGCUUAAGUAGUAUGUUGUUGGAUAACUAGCGUGCAAUUGUUUCUUCCAUUACUGUUUUAUUGACCUGUUGUGCUUGUGCUGCUGGUGGCUUUUCAUAGUUCUUUUGUUCAUUUAUAUUUCGAUUUUAUCUCGUAGCUGUUUACUAUAUGUUCUUGCUGCUUUCUUAUCUUUUGUAAUGAAGGGCUAACUUCCAAAAAUUCAGUCAGGCUAAAUUUACACUUUUGGUCCUCAAACUAUGAGGUGUAUAGUUUGAGGUGCAUGACACUUUGGUCCUCUAGCUCUACUUUGUCACAAUUUCUGGCUCGAACUUUUUAAAUUAUUACAAUUCAGCCCAAUUAGCUCUACUUUGUCGCAAGUUCUGGCUCGAACUUUUUUAAUUACUACAAUACAAUCUAAUUUAGUUGACCAACUGUUGAUGUGUUGUUAAUAUGAAAGUGACGUGAUAGUGUUGUGAUUGAUAACGCACCAAUGAUUACUUUCACAUCAGUGAACUAAAUUAGGCUGUGAACUUAUUGCAAAAAUUUACAAAUUUUGAGUCAAAAAUUACAAUAGAAUAAAGUUUGUGAAUCAAAGUGUCACGCGCCUCAAUAGUUUGAGGACCAAAAGUGUAAUUAGCCUUAAGUUGCAAAAACAAUUAGACCCUGUGAUUGGAUGCUUGAUUUUUUUUUGUGUGUGUGUGUGUGUGUGUGUGUGUGUGUGUGUGUUUUCUAUCUUGCAAUAACCGCUACUAUCUAUGAAUCUGAAACAAGCUAAGCUGAUGUCUCAGCAUACCAGGCUAAUUGAGAAAUAAGCAACUAUAUCAACUGCUUAUGAUUUUCUUUCUCUUAGUAAGAGAUGCUGUGACUUUAGAAAUUGAAGAGUAGUGCAACAAACAUUGAAAUUUUAGUAGCAAUCUGCUUGCGUCAUGACUAUCUUAGCUGGAUUUGUAUAUUAUACACUCCACUCAUUCUAGGGUGAUGGUGUCCCUACUAGUCACAUUGAUGUGAUUUGUAAAAACAUUCUCACCGUAAGAUGGGUGAGGUGUAUGAUGUACACUCAUUUUUGGGUGUAUAAGUAAGCAUAUUUCUCCCAUGAAAGCAAAGAAUUUCACUAGUUUGAGCCUUCAUUAGUAACAAUACUGAGUAUCAUUCUUAAGCACAGACGCUAUUAUAUUACGUAUAACAUGAUAUCUAAUAGAGAAUUUUGUAUCUAUGGAUGGAUGGGCUGAUUUUCACUAGGUAAUGCUGUAAUUUAAUUUUGUGAAAUGUAUAGUAUGAUCAGUAUUACUGAGUUGUAUAAGUGAUUUGAUGUGUUGCGGAUGGGGUUGGUAGCCAAGAGUCAGUUCAUUGAUAGGAUGCUUUAAGGAUCUUUUUGUGGCUAGAAUUACCAUAAAUUGCCACCUAUUUUAUAUGUACCAGACAUGCUUAUUUGGGCUUUCACUGGUUUUUCACAUGAACUGAGGCUGAAAUCUGCUCGUGUGGGCUUCAUUUGUUUUUGAGGACAUCUAGCUGCAUAACUGGUAUUGUUCUGGUAUUUACAUUUUGAUCAUCUCGAGUGUAAGCUCACUUUCAAUUCUGGGUUGGGACCAAGUGAGGAUCGUCUUGUAGGGCUUCUAUACUUUUUUUCCCCCCUGAUGAAAUUGUUUCUUUAAGUAUUAGAAAGCAAGUUUUCCUACAGAUUAGGGGUUAUUUGUUGUAUAGAAGUUCUAAGAUUUUCAAAUAUCUGGUGGUGAUUAAAGAAUAUUGGUGUGUUUCAUUAUAGAUGCUGGUGAUUUAGGCAUAUAUGUUAGUAAGGUAUUUAUAUGGGCUGUGAGAAUCGUUGCCUUGGUGAUCGGUCGACUUAUUCCAAGGCUUUGGCUAGUAUGGCACGUUUGUCUAACCAGGAAAACUUUGUGGGCCAUCUAGGCACUACUUCCUAGACACUUUCAACAUGAAAUUUAGAUAUUCAAUAUAUUAAGACUAGUAUUUUUUAGAAGAGUGGUGUUCUUGGGGAUCCUUUUCGAAGUCAAUACCUUUGGGAUUGGGGGAUCUAUCCUACAUGUGGAGCAAAUCAUAUAAUCUUGAUGCAAUGAUGGAAUCUUUGUGUAUCGAGAUGAGGAGAUUUGUAUCACAUGUAGUAUAGAUGAGGAGAUUUGCAUCACAUGUAGUAUGGAUCCGUCAGUCAGAAGGAAAGUGUCUUGAGACAGUUCCGUAAGAAAUUUUUAUCCCAAGAUGGGUACAAGGAAUAAAGAGUGAAAGAGAAAACAGAUGCAGACAAGAUUCCUCUUUGGACUAAUGUGUAGCGAAAUAUUAGUUAUACCUUUUUUUUUAAUUUUCUGAAAUAGUUUUUGAUAAUUCUGUGAUGGAGUACUACAUAGUACAUAGCGGAGGAGCGGUUAAUAGAGGUAAUGAUCGAUUACCUCUAUUACCGCCUAAAAUGGUUCAUAGAUUAGAUAAGUUUUGAACGAUUUUACCUCUUUUUUUCAUGGCCUUGGAGAUUAGUGGUUGUUGUAAUACGUGUUUCUUUGAUUGUGAAUUUGUGAUGCUUAGCUGAUGUGGGCUUUCGCCGUGACUCUUGGUUGGGUAGUGACUCUUGGUUGGGUGAGAGCGAGAAAUAGUAGUGGAUUGGUACUGAUGACCUGUUGCAUUGCUUUUGGUAGUGAUGAUGGUGAACAUUAAGGUCGGUGAUUUGGAUUUGAAAGUGUGGUUGUGGUCUAAAAUAAUGUUGCCAGGUUGACAAAAAUUUGGUGGGGAACCACUUCCCCAUCAGCUAGUUUGGAUGGGCACUGCAUGGCAACGUUAUCUAUUUUAAAGGAUCCCAGUAUUGGAAAAGAUAAAUGUUCUUUCAUAAUUCAAAAGGGGUUGUAAUCUUACAACUCUCUAUCCGAGGGCAUAGGUGAUUUUUUAUUACUUAUACUAUCCAAUGAAAUGAAACUUGUGUGAAAAUAUAGGUUCUUAGAUGGUGAAAUUGUAAGAUUAUGAUUCUUUUUGAGUUGUGGAUUUGACAUCUCUUUGUGAAAAAAGAAAACCAGCGCUUGGUGCAUCAUGACAAUAUGUUGUGCGUAACACUUUGUUUUUGACGCUGGUUAUGAUCGAUCUAUAAGGAUUGUAUGUUUAAAAUUUGAGCCCUAAUACCUAUUCCUUGCGUGGUACAAAAAUUCAAAUCAAUUAAAUCGGUAGUCAAUUUUUUUGCUCUUUGGAAAAAAAAAAAAAAA